UCUUUAGUAGAUAUAUACAAAAGAUUUGCUACUAUCAUGGACUACAGAUAUGAGUCAUCAGAAACUCUCAGGAACAAGUGUGUAGCAUGCUUCAAACAAUUCAACAAAAUGGAGCACCUAGUGGAGCACAUGAGGACCUCGUAUCAUUCAGUUCAUGAACCUAUCUGUGGAAUUUGUAAGAAACAUUGCAGAUCAUUUGAAUCUCUCAGAGAACAUCUUAUAGGACCAUUGCCAAAACAAGAAUGCAAAAAUAUAUUCAACAUCCGAGGAUGCAAAUUCUGCUUAGCUAUCCUUGAUAGCCCUAAUGCUCGCUGUUUUCACCAAGAAAGAUGCCAAUUCUCGAGCAUAAAUUCUGGCCUACUUGCUCGCUUUGCAAACUUGGGCAUUCGCGACAAUUUGACUGUUGAAAAUGGUGGAACCAGAGGGCCGCAAGUAGUUGCACUGGCUUGCAAAAUGGUUGGUGGUGGCAGCGAUGGCUCCCUUGAUCUUUGUGCAAGGGUCUGCCUGAUUGAUGAAUCUGAAAACAUCAUUUUCCAUACUUAUGUCAAGCCACCAAUUCCUGUCACGAACUAUAGGUAUGAAACAACAGGCAUUCGACCAGAAUACUUAAGGGAUGCAAUGCCACUUAGGCAAGUGCAGAGGAAGAUUCAAGACUUCCUUUGCAAUGGAGAACCAAUGUGGAAAAUUCGACCUAAAGGUGGAAAAGCCAGGAUUCUUGUGGGUCAUGGUUUGGAUCAUGACCUUGACCGUUUGCAGGUUGAAUAUCCAGCAAUUAUGAUGAGGGAUACUGCUAAAUACCCUCCACUGAUGAAAACAAGCAAGCUCAGCAACUCACUCAAGUAUCUAACACAAGCAUAUCUUGGGUACGACAUUCAAACUGGCAUACAAGACCCUUAUGAGGAUUGUGUGGCAACACUGAGGCUUUUCAUGAGAAUGAGAUCCCAAGUUCAUAAAAAAGAGGACUAUCCACUGGCUUCUGACCCACAGAACCGAAAUAAUUUUGCAUCGUGGAGGCAAAAUGAGCUUGAAAGGAUGUCCCCAGAACAAUUGUUGGAAAUCUCAAGGUCAGAUUACUACUGUUGGUGCUUGGACUCAAGGGAUAUGUAGUGCAUGAAUGCAUUAUGACUAGCUAGAAAUAACAAUAAAGUGGGAAUAUGUUAUUUCCAAAAGAUGUUAUGGUUACUUGUACUAUGUAAACCAAAGUUAU
This is a messenger RNA of Quercus lobata, 1207 nucleotides long. RefSeq names its product Exonuclease family protein. The record is from RefSeq and is a predicted model, not a curated record. NCBI's taxonomy places the organism in Eukaryota, Viridiplantae, Streptophyta, Magnoliopsida, Fagales, Fagaceae. Gene Ontology annotation, cellular component: nucleus. Bases 37 to 1107 code for a protein of 356 amino acids. The transcript is spliced from 7 exons. Gene Ontology annotation, molecular function: nucleic acid binding; 3'-5' exonuclease activity. Gene Ontology annotation, biological process: rRNA processing.